Molecule: messenger RNA, 2935 nt
Organism: Dreissena polymorpha
Lineage: Eukaryota; Metazoa; Mollusca; Bivalvia; Myida; Dreissenidae
Exons: 3
Coding region: 52-1470 (472 amino acids)
Source: RefSeq, a predicted model, not a curated record
AUCUACUGCUGCUCGAUGUUUAUGGAGCGAUUAUUCUGAAGCCGACAGAAAAUGGCAGAAGGAGGAAUCGAACAUAGUAUGUCAGACACUGAGAGCGUUCCCAGGCACAGCAGCCUGUACAGUGAUCACUCAUGGAAUUAUGUCGACAAAACUUCCGUAGAAGUCUGCAAUAUAAUGACAAAUCUGGGAUACGGAGAGGAAAUCAGACGGAGAAGAAUUUUAAAGUACAGGGAGUGGGAUAGCUUAAUGAAUUCAAUAAGUGUAAAUAACAUCUCUAUUAUCACAGCUGGAAGCAAGGCUGAGGGGCUUACCGGCUGGUUAGAAAGCGACUUUGACACUUUAUACGUGCUUAAAACUGUCCUCUGUGUGGAAGCUGGAAUUGAUCUACACACCACACCAGACGACAUAGAAGUAUACAGGAUGGAUACACGUGUAUACCCAGGGUACUGCAAGAUGUUACUGGAGAGACAAGGUUCUACACGUUUUAAUGUAAUUAAGAAUGCUCUAUGUGAUGACGGAAAAGGGAACGCUAUACUUAGCAGUGGUUUAUUUCUUGAUGAACUAGCAAAAUUUAAAUUAUACGGGAUCCCACGGGGACGUGCAGGCCCGUCACUACCGAGGACGCUUAAAAAAGGUAAUUUAGAUAUUGACUAUGUGCAAGCAAUACGGUGUCAAUGCCCCUGUAUCCUGCAGCGUUGGGCUGCACGACCUAGAAAUUGGCCGGCCCCAAAUGUCGUCAGGAAAGUCGUAUCAUUGGGAUCGUUUGUUACCCCGGUUGGGUUUAAAGGAAGUGAAGAUAAAUUGUUUGAGUGGAGGAUUUGCUUUAACACGGGUGAAACCGAACUCGUUAACAAUCUUAAUUCCACACAGGCGAAAUUGUAUGUAAUUUUAAAAUUGAUCGUGAAAGAUGUACUUAAUCCAAAGAAUAAAGAGGUAACAUCAUACGUGCUAAAAAAUAUAAUACUAUGGCAAGCUGAAAGAAAUUUACCAUCACUAUUUCAAGAAAAUAAAUUGUUCCAUUGGCUGCAUGACGCAUUGAUAACACUAAAAACUGCAAUAGCCUCUACACAGCUGCCAUACUACAUGAUCCCUGACCGAAAUCUGAUGGCAGCGUGUGGAUUGCAGGAUGAACAGCAGCGUAAAUGGGUGGCAGAUAUCACGGAAAUGAUUGAGGAAGGACCGAGGGUAAUACUUAGAUUGCCGAAGAUAAGACAAGCCAUUAUCUGUCACCCAGAGCCGCUGAUGUGGUUCAGCAGGAGGAGGAUCAAGAUGGAGAUGCUAACGCUGGAAUUGAGGAUAAGAGCCGCUCAAUGUAGAGAUAAGAAAGGGGCGUGUGAUAACUCGGAUAUCAUGCUGCAGGAGAUACAUAGACAUCAGACUGAGAUAGUGAGAGAGGUCCGUCAAAGAAUGUUAAUGGAAUGCAGCGCUGCAGACGAUCUGGAUGACAAAUUGCUAGGUAUCUUGAUGUGAAAUGAAUUAUAUUGAUAUUUUGAUUUGAUCGCGAAUGUACAAAUUAAUUAACUUGGGUUGAAAUAGAUUUGUUACACCAUGUUGAAGCAUAUAGAAUAGUAUAGUGAGAUAACAGCCUCUCAAUGAUUUGUAAUACUGUAUGAAGUAAGAUUAAAAUGAAAAGUUGCGGUAAGAUUCGAUCACAUCGGGUAUGACUUGGAUGAUACAAGGGCUGUUUGGUUUUACUUACAUAUACACAUUCAGGCACAAUUGUAUGUAAUUGUAAAACUCAUUGUACUGAAACCAGACAAUUUAGUGUUAAUAACAUCCUAUGUGCUGCAAAAUAUAAUAUAAACACUCUGAAUGCAGUUCACCCGCAAUUUUUGAAGAAAGGAAUUAAAGCCCCUUAUUUAAAAAUGCCAUUGGAACACUCAGAACUGAAAUAUCCUCUACACAGUUGUAAUAUUAUUAGGUGAAAUAUGACGGCAUUGUGUGGAUUGCGAGAUGAUCAGCAAAGUACAUGGAUAGCAGAUAUCGGGGACAUGAUGGAGGAAGGUGCGAGGGUUACUCCGAGAUUGACGAAGAUAGGAUAAUAAUGAGAUGAAAUUAUAUAUUUCUUUUAUCACGCAUGUAACAACUUUUUUUAUUUGUACGCUAAUAGCGAACUGUAAGAGUUAUGUUUUUUAUAAAUACACAAAGUAGCGUCAGAAAGUGUUUCCCUUAUUUCUAAAAAGUGACAUACACAGGAAAUCUUCCCAUUUUCCAGAGAUAAUAUACACCGUUAUGCCGCUAUAACAUGCACAAUCCCCUGUUGUUGAAGGCCACACUUGUUCGAAUAUAUGAUCCAUAUGUGACCAAACUAUAAUGGGAUUGUUGAUUAAAUUCACAGAUAUAUUCAACUCUGCAUCUGUGCAUCAAUUUUUAAAGAAGCGAAAUGAAAAACAUACAUCAACUUAUUACGGAUUGUAUCAAGGUUUUGAAAGAAAGACCUAAACAAAUCGAAUCAAAAUGUUAAAAGUAUUUAAAAAAAAGAAGAGUAAUAACCUUCACGACGUUGACAAUUUUGUAAAAUAUAGAUUGGUUUAUUUAUAAUCAUUAUUUGAAAUCGGUAAAAUAAUGUUAAAAAAACGUGCAUAAAGCUUUUCUUCAAUAAAUUUGAAAGCAAGGACGUAUAAUUCGCUGACAUGUUCGCCAGCCUGCGUGAUCUUGUUCUAGCUCGUUAGAUUUUACUACCAAAGAUCACGGAUUUGAUUACGGUGAAUUCAGCAUUUUAUUUCAGUUUUCUCUAAUAUAUAUCAUUAUAAAGAAUGUUUAAAAUAUUAUCUUUUGUGAAUUUAUCAAAUUUUCAAAAGUACACAAAUCAGUGCAUAAGUCACUUUAAAAGAAUAUAAAUAUUAAAGCUCAAAUAACCAAUUGAACAUAUUAAUACUUAAAAUUGUAUGGGUAUGUUUGUCCUCAUUCGAAAAUAAAACCUUGAUCAAUUCAA